Messenger RNA from Hordeum vulgare subsp. vulgare (domesticated barley), 1704 nucleotides. RefSeq lists its product as uncharacterized. The record is from RefSeq and is a predicted model, not a curated record. Gene Ontology annotation, biological process: embryo development ending in seed dormancy. Bases 935 to 1462 code for a protein of 175 amino acids. The transcript has a single exon. Lineage: Eukaryota; Viridiplantae; Streptophyta; Magnoliopsida; Poales; Poaceae.
AAUUCAUUGCCAACCACAGGGUCAAUCACAUUGUCAGGGAAGAAUUUAAAAAAUCAUUAUUCAGUGUUGCCAACACCGCCGCUGCCAUCAUCAAACCAAGACAAUGAGCAGUCUAGAAACCAAGCUACUUUGGUCUAAAAACUAUCCGCAGCAUGGAUCUGACAACCCCUUUCAUGACCGACGAUUGAAGUCGUAGACGAAGAGGAACUCUCCUGACCGGCUGUACUCAUGGAUCCGCCGGAGGAACUCUCCUGACGAGAGGCACUGGCGAGAUCGUCUUUUUUGCUUCAAGAGGAAGAAAGAAAACGCUAGCGUAACUGUAUCAAUGGUUAAGUAUCACAUUGUCACUAAACUUAUCUAAAAAUAUUUGAAAAUGUUAUAUGUUCGUGAACACUUAUAAACAGCGACGGCGAUAGAGGAUGGUCAGGAUGGAUCAUGGCCCGUCCUGAGAAUUUAAAAUAGCUUGUAUACGCUAAAAGAUAAUAAAUAAAAUAAAUGUAUAUGUAAUAAUAUCAUUGUUGUUCCACCUAACCUAGUACCCUAAACCCUAAACCGCUGUCACUGCUUAUAAGGAUCAUGUCUUUAAUGGAAAUACCAGCAAAGCAUUAAGUCGCUGACUGAGAAGAAAGUUGGCCUAAGCUGCAAUUUCUCGUCCUCGUAAACAAAACGAGUUGCUGUUCCUUUGAGGAAUCGAUUCGAGUUCCAGAGGACACGCGUGGAGUGCCACAGUCGCCGGCAGCAGCUCCUCCAUCCGAUUACACGUGCCCCUCGGCCCUGCCGACCUGGGACACGUCCCCCGCUCGGCUGUACGCAUCAGCGCUUCACAUUCAUCCACAUAUAUACCAGCGUAGAACCUCAUCGAAGUAAGACAGGAAACACAAGCAGUGCGUCUGUUCGUGUUGGUUUGAUUCAGCGAGCCAGACAAGAGAAAGCGAUGCAGGGCGGGAAGAGCUCGAGCGCGGUGGGCGCGGCCAAGGAGGCGGUGGCGAACGUGGGCGCGUCGGCGUGGGCGGGCAAGGAGAAGACCAAGGCCGUGGUGCAGGAGACGGUGAAAAAGGCCAAGGCGCACGACCCGGCGGCCAAGGCGGAGGCGGAGGCCAGGAAGCAGGAGCGGAUCCACGAGGUGGAGGCCGCCAAACAGGACGCCAUGCGCCACAACGCCGCUGCCAAGGAGCACGCCACCGCCGCGUCCUACCACCCCACCGCCGGCGCCGCCGUGGACCCCCGCGACGUUGAGGUGGAGGGCGCCACGCAGGCGGGGCGCCACAACGCCGCCGCCAUGGAACACGCCACCGCCGGCGCCUGCGUGGACGCCCACGACGUCGAGGUGGAGGGCGCCCGGUCGCGCGCGGGGAGCAGCGACGACGGCUACCUGCCGGUGACGGGGGCGGGGCACGCGGUGGGCGAGGGCGGCGGUCACCAAUUGCCCGCGCGCGGCACGCCUGGCGGCCGCUCCGCGUGAUGACGGGACCCCGUCCGAUGUCAUAUGCGUGUAAACUGGCUUGGCGAAUAGCUGGUGUACCUUGUGUGCUUGUCGAGUGUGACCGCUGAAUUCAGAGUUCUACUAGUUUUGUACUCUGAUGAAGAGCUAUACUUAUUAUGUUGUGAUUUGUGAAAUGAGUUGUUAUAUAAUGGAGAUUGCUCUGGUUCUGAAUUCCGAUGGAUCAUGGACAUGUUGCAGCUUGACACAAAACAUGGAUGGAU